Messenger RNA from Sphaeroforma arctica JP610, 264 nucleotides. RefSeq lists its product as hypothetical. NCBI's taxonomy places the organism in Eukaryota, Ichthyosporea, Ichthyophonida. The record is from RefSeq and is a predicted model, not a curated record. The transcript is spliced from 2 exons. Bases 1 to 264 code for a protein of 87 amino acids.
AUGUUAGAAUCCGCAGAAUUCGUGGACAUUACUAAAUGCGAGUAUGAUAUCUUUCAUGGUUAUCCAUUUGAGCACCAACCGAGACCAACCGAGGCCAACCGAGACCGACCGAGACCGAGGCCGAGACCGACCGAGACCGAGACCGAGACCAAGACCGAGACCGAGACCGAGACCGAGACCGAGACCGAGACCGAGACCGAGACCGAGACCGAGACCGAGACCGAGACCAAACGAGACCGAGACGCGACCGAGAAACGAGGCUAA